GCCCGGCUGCGCGCAUGUGCCGCGCUCGCCCCUCCCCGCGGCGGCCGGAGACAGCGGCGGCGGCCGGGCAGGAUGAAGGACCGGACCGGGGAGCUGCGCGCCGCAAAGGACAGUGACGACGAUGAUGAAGUCACUGUCAGUGUGGAUCGGGACCGCUUCAUGGAUGAGUUCUUUGAGCAGGUGGAAGAAAUUCGAGGGUUCAUCGAUAAAAUUUCGGAGAAUGUGGAGGAAGUGAAGAGGAAGCACAGUGCCAUUCUUGCUUCGCCCAACCCUGAUGAGAAAACAAAGGAGGAGCUGGAAGAGCUGAUGUCUGACAUAAAGAAGACGGCGAACAAAGUGCGCUCCAAGCUAAAGAGUAUUGAGCAGAGUAUUGAACAAGAGGAAGGACUGAACAGGUCAUCUGCUGACCUGCGGAUAAGGAAAACUCAGCACUCAACACUGUCGCGCAAGUUCGUGGAGGUGAUGUCGGAGUACAAUGCCACGCAGACUGACUACCGGGAGCGCUGCAAGGGCAGGAUUCAGAGGCAGCUGGAGAUCACUGGCAGGACUACCACCAGUGAGGAGCUGGAGGACAUGCUCGAGAGUGGCAACCCAGCCAUCUUCUCCUCCGGGAUCAUUAUGGAUUCAAACAUCACCAAGCAAGCACUGAAUGAGAUUGAGACACGGCACAGUGAGAUCAUCAAACUGGAGAACAGCAUCCGAGAGUUGCAUGACAUGUUCAUGGACAUGGCCAUGCUGGUGGAGAGCCAGGGUGAGAUGAUUGACCGCAUCGAGUACAAUGUGGAGCACUCAGUUGACUACGUGGAGCGGGCUGUGUCUGACACCAAAAAAGCAGUGAAGUACCAGAGCAAAGCCAGACGGAAGAAGAUCAUGAUCAUAAUCUGCUGUGUGAUCCUGGGUAUUGUCAUUGCCUCCACCUUCGGCGGCAUUUUCGGCUAGACUCACCCCACGGGACUGUUCGUGUGCAAUGGAUAGAGCCACGCGUGCCAUGGGGCCGCAGCCACGCCGGAGCGAACCACGCAGCCCCGGAGCCUCCCAGCAGCAUUUCAGUUUCUAAUGCAUGGUUGUUUGUGACGCUGUGUGUGCGGUGCGGUGCGUCUGUGUGGAGGGAGCGCCGGCCCCGGGGCGCGGGCAGGGUGCAGGGGGACGGUGAUGGGCACAAAGGGGACCCAGGGCAGGGGAACCUGAGCUCUCAUCACUGUUUCAGCCUGGGUGGCUGGCUGGGACCAGGUGGGGACAGAGGUGCCCUUGGGCACUGCUGCUCCUUCUGUGCUGGGCAGCCUGUGUUAGUGACAGCCGAGGAUGAGGAGGGAUGGACGAAGGGUGUUAGGGGUCCUUGGGAGCACAGUGCCCGGUUACAUCCCCCAGCUUCCCCAUCACCUCCAGCCAGAGCUCUCAUGUCUGUCACCUGCAUCUGUGCUUGCAAACAGCUUUCCUUGGGCUGCUUCUCUCACGGGGCCCUUCCCCAGGGGUGCGCUCUGCCAGGCCCAGUCUCCCCCUGUUCCUGCCAGCUUCAGGGCUCUGUCCCUGCUGCUCUGCUGAUGGCAGGGCUGCCCCCUCCCUAGGCAAGCCCUCGCCCAGAUGUGGGUGACAGGGGCUGGACAUGCUGCUGCUGGCAGUGGAUGCCUAAUGGAGCAGUGUGGGAUGAGGAGCUGCUGCAUGGGGCCACCACAGUUGUUUGGGGAUGGGGACAGGCCAUGUAGGGAACUGUGCUGGCCCAGCAGGGAAGGAUGGCACAGGUACUUUAAGGCCAGUGUGUUUCACUGGCCGCUCACCCUGCACCAAAGCCUCACGGUUCUGUUCUCAGCCCUAGCACGUGGUGGCCCUGGCUGCUGCUGCCCCCAGGCCUGGGCUCUGGCUGUUGAGGUUUGGGGCUGGCUCUGAUGCCAACAGUGCUUGCCUGGGAGGACUGCGUCCAGCCUCACUCCUCAACAUUGGCACCCAUGGCUGGGGGUUGGAGGCAGCUGGACUUUCUCCUGCUGUGGUCCCAGGAGCAGCCCCUGCUGCAUUCACCCCCCACAAGCUAGGAGCAGCAGCUUUCCUCCUCUAUCCUACCAGCUCCUGAACAGGGCAGUGCCCGACUGCCCCUUUCAUGUCUUCACCUUUCAAUGUCUGCCUGCCCCUCUGCCACCUCCUCCUGGCACACUGCCCUUCUGCCUGCUUAUCCCCUGGGCCAUCCAGUGAAGCAGCUGCACUUGGUGGGGUACUGUGGGAGUGGUUGGAUGCCUCAUGCCUUCUGCUGCACCCGCUACAUGGGUGCAGCUACUGUGGUGUGGCCUGAGCCUGCUGGCAGCUUGGAGGAACCCUGUGUUGCCACUGUCCAUUUCCCUUGGGUCGGAGGCAAGGUGCUGCCUUCACAUUCUUCCAGAGACUCCAGGGCUCCAGCUGGCCCAGGCACAUGCCAAGGCACCACAGAGGAGCCCAGAGCAGGGUAGUCACCUGGAGCCAAGCUCACAGCCACACACUCGGGUAGGGGCUGGACACAAGCCCAGAUGCUGGUUACAGAAAAAGGCACUUGACGGCAGAGUACUCCAGCUGCAGGCAUGUCACAUCCCUGCUUCCAGUGUAGAGAGGCCAGUGCUGCUCCAGCCCUGUGCUCCUCCUCCCUGGCUGGUUGCUGUAGCACGGGCGCUGGCCCUGUGUGUGGUGCCCAUGGGUGUGAGGUGAAAGGCUGCGAGCUGUAGCCAAGACACAGUGCUGCCUUCCCUGGGUACAGCAACACAGAUGUGGCUCUUUCCUUGCCAUUGUCACCAAAGGUCCCACACUACAGCCCCAGUUGCAUUCAGCUGCCCUUGGGAAGUGUGUCCAGCCCAGUCCCCUGCCCUGCUGAGCCCAAGUCCCCAGUGGGUCCAGCCACGGGAACAUCCAAGACUGGAGCCCCCUUCUUUCACAGUCCCACAAGUGAUGCGAGCUACAGCACUGCAGCCUGCGUGUGCAAAAGGGCUUGGGGCACUGGGACCCCUGCAAGCAGGGGCAGGCCGGCUCUGGCUCCCCCUCUCCGGGGCAGGAGGCAGGCAUGGGCAGGGUCCUUGCUCGGUGGUGUGUCUGAAUCCAAGACAGGGAGCUGGAGGUGAUGGCACGAGUGGUCACUGCUCCGGCCCCAGGCAGCUCCCUGCCACCACAGUCUGCGCUCUGCUCUGCUCAGCCAGCAAGAGCACUAGGCCCCCCCCGGGAAGCAAUAACGCUGCUGGCCGGGCUGCUCCUGGGCAGGCAGGCAAAAAAGCUCCUCUCAGGCUCUCACCCUGCAGCAACGCCCACCGCUAGCACAAGGCAACUCUUCUUCCACGCAGCGGCUUUUGUGGCACAAGCUCACGUGACAUCAGGGCUAUGGCCCACCCCAGUCAAGGCACAAGGCCAAGAACAGCACUGGGGGGAAUUCUGGCACUUGCUCCUUCCUUGUUGGUACCACGGUUGCCAGCAGGAGCUGGAUGGGGCCACAGUUAGCGAUUCUGCUACUGGCACAUUGCCGAGACCCUGCAGGCAGCGGUGGUGCCAGGCUCUGACAUGAGGGAGGCAGAGGAGCAGGCUGCUUUUGGUGCCCCACAGGCAGGCUCACACUGUCCUCACUGUGAGGGGAGGGUGUUUUGGUGCAAUAAUUACCCCUGCACUACGGGAAGCCCCGUUCCGUUCCUUUUUACCUACCUGUCGUUGCAUGUACAGACCAAAUCACCAACAGCGUGGUUGUGCUUUGCGGAGACAUUCCACUUUUUCUUUCCAGCUCCCAACCUCAGACCACUUGUCCUUUUGGGUUACACCACCUCUGUUCCAAGUGCCACCUGCCCUCCCAGCGCCAGGAGUGUGUCGAUGCAGUAUUUUCAUGAGCAGUGUGGGGCACGCACAGCUUGCACUCAAACUGGGGAUUGGGUUUUUUUGUAAUUAAUGUACUUGAAGGCUUUCCGAGCCCCCCGUGGAGUUGUACUGUUGCUGUACUGUGAGCUAAGUGUCCUUGUUUUCUAUGUGGAUCUUGACCCUGGCUUGCUCUGUCUCACUGGACUGGAUGACACUAUAUGUUGCCUCUUUUCUCCUUCACCCUUUCCCUCCCUGCUAGCCACCCUUUCUUCUCCCAAAGCUUUGGGUGCAGACAGCUUCCCAUUUUGUGGAAUUUUUAUGUAGAAUAAACAUUUGUAACUGUAAA
Messenger RNA from Falco peregrinus (peregrine falcon), 4135 nucleotides. It is a transcript of the gene STX1A, whose product is annotated as syntaxin 1A. The coding region runs from base 73 to 939 and encodes 288 amino acids. Gene Ontology annotation, cellular component: plasma membrane; endomembrane system; presynaptic active zone membrane. Lineage: Eukaryota; Metazoa; Chordata; Aves; Falconiformes; Falconidae. Gene Ontology annotation, molecular function: SNAP receptor activity; SNARE binding. The record is from RefSeq and is a predicted model, not a curated record. Gene Ontology annotation, biological process: synaptic vesicle fusion to presynaptic active zone membrane; exocytosis; intracellular protein transport. The transcript is spliced from 10 exons.